This is a messenger RNA of Macrosteles quadrilineatus (aster leafhopper), 8903 nucleotides long. RefSeq names its product vesicular acetylcholine transporter-like. NCBI's taxonomy places the organism in Eukaryota, Metazoa, Arthropoda, Insecta, Hemiptera, Cicadellidae. Bases 245 to 2188 code for a protein of 647 amino acids. The record is from RefSeq and is a predicted model, not a curated record. Gene Ontology annotation, molecular function: xenobiotic transmembrane transporter activity; acetylcholine transmembrane transporter activity; choline O-acetyltransferase activity. Gene Ontology annotation, cellular component: terminal bouton; neuron projection; AP-2 adaptor complex. Gene Ontology annotation, biological process: neuromuscular synaptic transmission; transmembrane transport; acetylcholine biosynthetic process. The transcript is spliced from 12 exons.
CCUCGACACUGCUGGGGGUUCAUCGCUGCUGCUGUGGUGUAGUUGUGGUCAGUGGACGGCGACGGCGACGGCGACGGCAUCCACCACGGAGGCGCUAGAGCAGGACGAGGGAGGCGGCAUCAGAGGACGGCUGCAGGAGGCGCUGGGAGGUCUAGUGUCGUCUGCUGCAACGGCCUCGCCUCAACGGGUCUUCCGAGGACUCCUCUCUAGCAAACUAGGGGCCUCCUUCACCGACACAGGAUGGAUGUCGUUGCCCAAGCGGUUCUUCGGAGGGGCAACAGCUGACGAUGGAGCCGUUGAGCAGGUGGAAUUACCGCGACUCCCAGUACCACCUCUGGAGCAGACCAUGGCCGGGUAUCUGUCCACCCUCCAGCCACUACUCACCCCCCAGCAGCUAGAGUACACCCGGGGUCUGGUCCAGACCUUCACCAGUGCCGAGGGUCCUGGGCCACGUAUACAAGAACAGCUGCUACAACGACAGCAGGCCAUGGAUAACUGGGCCUACGACUGGUGGCUACAAGACAUGUAUCUCAACAUACCACUGUGUUUGCCAGUCAACGUCAGUCCAGGCAUGGUAUUCCCUCCCAGACAGUUCCGCAGCAACGCCGACAUUGCUCGCUACGCUGCUCGUCUCGUUACACUUGCUACUCAACAUAAAAACAAAUUAGACAGGAAAGCCUUACCUUUGGAGCGGGCGGCGUCCCGAGAGAAGGGCCAGCCUCUCUGCAUGUCACAGUACUACAGACUGUUCACGUCGUACAGGGUACCAGGGACACAACAAGACAACCUCAUCUCUACCUCCCCCACCACUGAACACAUCAUUGUAACCUGCAAUGAUCAGUUGUAUGUUCUGUACCUGCGGAAGGAUGGUACAGGAGAUCGGUUGUCAGAGGAGCAGCUGGCCUCACAGUUUGCCCACAUCUUGACCACAGCGCCUGGGAAGUCCAUGCCUGUGGGUAUCCUCACAUCCCAGCGACGUGACCAUUGGGCAGAGAGCCGCGAGAUACUCAUAAGAGACGAAAAGAAUCGCCAGAACCUAGAGCUUAUAGAAAACAGCCUUCUAGUUAUUUGUCUGGACCAAAAGCCACUGAGCAGUAAGUUCAACCGCAAAGCAGGGCCAAAAGGAGCGGACGGACACCGUGGCGAGGGUAGAGACGAAACCAACAUGGCACAUCAGAUGCUGCAUGGAGGGGGAAGUGCGUUCAACUCAGGGAACAGAUGGUUCGACAAAACAAUACAGUUGGUGCUGUGUCCGGAUGGUGUGUGUGGUUUGUGCUACGAGCACUCACCAUCAGAGGGUAUCGCCGUCAUACAGCUGAUGGAGGAUUGGCUAGAUGCCUGCAAAGAUCUGGGACCAGGCAAGACAUCCAUCCCUCCAUCAUGUACUGCACUACGGCCUCUGCGAUGGAACCUGGACACUACUCUAGAGAAACACAUCAGGGACGCUUCCCACUCCAUUGACAAUUUGGUUGAAGAUUUGGAUUUUUACGUCUAUCGGUUCAACGGAUAUGGUAAAGACUUUAUCAAGUCCUGCAACGUUAGUCCUGAUGCUUACAUCCAACUUGCAUUACAGCUGGCUUAUUACAAAUUAUACAAGAGACUGACAGCAACAUACGAGAGUGCGUCAACACGUCGUUUCAUGUUGGGACGUGUGGACUGCAUCCGCUCAGCCACCAGCGCAGCUCUACAAUGGGCAGCAGCUAUGAGCCAAUCAGAAGAGACCUCCUCUAGCAGCUCAGAUCCUCUCCAUCCAAAUAGAAGAGUCACCUUCAGCAUAUACUCGGAUUCGGAGAAGUUAAAAUUCUUUGAUGAGGCAGUGAAGAGCCAAACAGACAUUAUGGUGGCCAAUAUUCUGGGUCAGGGUAUAGACAUACAUCUGUUGGGUCUCCGAGAGCAAGGCAAAGAGAUGGGCCUGCAGCUAGAGUUGUUCUCCGAUGAAGCAUACAAGAUAGCCAACCACUUUGCUCUCUCCACCAGCCAGGUAGCCACUAAGUCAGACAGUUUCAUGGGCUAUGGACCAGUGGUGCCUGACGGUUAUGGCGCCUCUUACAAUCCAAAAGCCUCACAAAUCAUUUUCUGCAUUUCUGCCUUUUACUCCUCUGAGACUACAAAAGCCUCUAGAUUUGCCCAGAGCGUCGAAGACAGCCUUAACGCCAUGCAAACUCUUCUCAUGCAGCGCCAGAAAUAAAUCCUAUCAUUUAUUUAUUUUACUGUAACGUAUUAAUUUUUUCUGGGUAGUGGUAGUACAUGUAUGGAUGUCCAAAUUAGUAUUUUCAAACUUACAAUAAUGAAAAAGUUAUGUUCCAUAUUGGCAAUAGACCACAAAAUUAUUAGCUGUAUAUGUAAUGACACAGAACCAAUAUACAGAGUGUCCCAUAAGUAAGUACAAAGAAUUAAGGAAUAGGUUUAUUGGGUCAAAAUAAAACGAAAAUCAAGAAUAACAUUUUUUUCUGAAAAUGUCUCAUUAGUGAGAUAUCCGCCAUUUUUUAUUUUUUUAUUUAUAUCUCAAGAACUAUUAAUUAAGAUACAUUUACGAAAUCACAAUGUUAUUAAGUCAUAAUGUGUUAAAAAAAUAAUCAUAAAAAAGAUUUUUUUUGUUUCAAAAUGGGGGCCUUAUUAGUUUUAUAUAACUAAAAUUGCUAAAGAAAGGCUGUUUUUAUAAAAAAAUUAAAAUGACACUUUUAUUUAGUAUUCAAAAUGUUCUAUCAAACUACACCAAGUGUAAAAAGAUCAAAUAAUAAAUAGCUGAGAAAUAAUGAUUAUUAGUUGUACAUUCGUGGUAACAAAAGGCCUUGGAUUCAGGAUUCACCUAAUUUAGUAAUUUUGCACACAAAAUUUGUGUCAUUAGAAACAUCGACACCAUAAGUGUACACUACCAUUAGGAAUUAAAAAGUAUAGGGUUUUAAUAUUAUUUUUAAAAUAUUUAAUUCUAUACUGUAUUUCACAGUAAUCCAAAGGAAUGUUUAUUUAAAAUCAGUUAUGGUUGCUUGAUUUUUUUCUUUAAUUGGAUUACACUUCUUUACAUUUGUGAUCCUUACAUUUUACCUGUAAUGUAUACAGUAUAGUCAUAAAAUGUUCUGUGUUCUAGUGAAGCAUUUUAGUACAGUAGGUACCAUAGUGUUCUAAUGAAGCAUAUCAAAUUGCCUAAAUAGAGUAAUGUAUUGUAAUUGUAAUGUAAACAUAUCAACUCGGUGCUCAGCUUGUGUGUAGACCAAGGAUACAAACAUAUCAUUCCAUACAUAUCAUAGAUUUAAGCUUACAAAACAUAUCACAGCUGUAAAUAGAAUAUUUACGGAGAAUAUAACCAUAUGAUUAUAGACUAUAGAAUUUAUGAAGAAUAUUGUUUAGGAAUACCUAGUCGUGUAAAUUUUGUUAAGCAAAACAUUUAGAAGUUAAGUUUUUAAGCUUAACGUAAGCAAAAAACUCGCUUAUAAAUAAUUAAUUUUUAAAUCGUUACCUUCUGAGUGUGAAUAUGGUAAAUAAAACUUGAAUAUAGAGUUGCUUGAAUAUUUUUCAAAUAUAUGAAUGUUUUCAAUUGUAACAUUGUUAUCUUUAUAUUAUUUUUGUAACAUUUAAUAACUAACUAGAUUUAUUUUAUGUUAUUUAUCUAAAUAUUUUAAUGUUUGUUGAUACUGUUUCUAAAAGUGUUUAUUGAUCAAACUGUGAUUGAAACUUCUUCAAAAAUAUAAAAUAUAUUUAUUUUCUAAUCUUAUUGUUAUUUUCAACAAUAGCUUGAUAUUGUAUAUCAGAGAGCAAGUUGUAGGAACAUUCCUUAAACUACCAAUGUCAAAAUAUGUGUAUUUUUCAUAGUUUGUAGUAAUUUAUUUCAGCUUUGAAGCAUAAAUUGGGAGCUUAAUACUAUGUAACAUAAGUUACCAAGUUUUGAAAUGUUUAUAACUGAUUUCUUGUUAUAUCAAAAUAUGUAUAUUAGCGUUAUAUUUGUAAAAUUCAAUUUUAUUGUCCAUUUUAGGGUUUAUUCUUGUUAAAUUUCUUAACUUUAUGCAAUCUUAAUUCUUGAAAGUUAAAAAAAUGUAAAUCUACGUUAUCAUUUUUGAAACUUAUAAUAUACAGUAAUUAUUUUACUGUUGUUAUUACAUGUGUAACAGGAGAAUUUCCCUAUAGUUGCCUUUAGUCUGGGAUUAAGAUUGGUUUGGUCAAAACAAUAUUGUUAGAGGAUCUUGAUGCCUACCUCUGUAAUAAGAUUGAUGACUUAAGAUAAGUAAAUCAGGUUCAUGGGUUUGGACCGCUUUCCCAUAAAAGCGUUUGACUUACUUCAUUACAAAAAUGCCACUGGCUUAAUAACAAACAAAAGAAAAAUCUAAUUAUUCCCGUCAUAAAUCAAUUCUGGAGGCAAUGAUAAAUCAAUGACAGUUCUACAUGUUUACAUUGAAGUUAUCAAACCAAAAAUGUCUUUGUGAGUUUCUCAUUGUUGCCAUGAAGACCAUGAUCAGAAUCAAACACUUUUAAAAGCCUCACUUCAAUUUUGAAUGCCCACGGGGCGGUCAGAAAUAUCAAAAUGGGAAUAGUUAAAAAUAAAUACUGGCUGCAAUAGCUGUAUUUCUGAAAUUUAAACUCAGUCUGUUUACCAAGUACAGGCAUAUAAACACGUAUGACCUCUUCUUUAUAAUAAACUAGCAGAGUACGGUAUCCUCCGUCCUUUGUGCGGGUUUGGCGUAUAAGUAUAAAAUGCUUAUUGCAGCUAUACUCGUGCUCUGGGUUUUCAUUUUCAAUGGUGGAGGACAAGGUUUGAGAAAAUUUGGUUUUUUAAAUUUACGGUUUGCUAUAGUAUUAACAUAUUUACUAUAGACCAUAGAUCUACCAUAAAUUAUCAAACAUUUGCACAAUAUCACAAAUUAUUUAUUAAAUUAAAAACAUAAUCAUAACCGUAAACAAUCCUACUUUGACAGUUCUCGUUGUGUAUCAUAGCUUUUUUACUUGCUUAGUUUAAAUUAGCUGUUGUCAUAGAUGCAAAAAAAUUAAUAGUUCUACACCCUGUUGGUAAACCUUGUAACUUUUGAAUGCUAUUAAAUCAUAGAACCAACUUGUUUACCGUACUUAAAGCAGCUAGCAAAAUUCUUUAAUUCCGUUUAAAUAUGAAUUACUCAUAAGAAUACAAAAUUUUGAACCCCCAUGAGGCAUAGCCCUAAAGGAUUUUCAAAAUUUUUAUAUGCCUAUGUGUUUCUCAAGUAUCAAGUCUUCUCAACCUAUCAACCUCUCUGCAAAAUGUCAGCACAAUCGGUCCAGUAGUUUUCAGGUGAUGCAACUUCAGAGUUAUACACAAACAUCCAUACAGUGAUAAUAUUACAUAGGAUUAUAAGUAUGAUAUUAUUAUUAUUAUUAAUUGAUAAAUUAUAUGAUAAUUAUAAUUAUUUCCAGCAUUCUUAGUGAAAGAGUAAUUUCUGUUAAGCGUCAAAGAAAGUUUUUAUGUAAUUGUUGAAAGUUGAGCCUUGUUAAAAGUUUUUAUGCUAAAAUGGUCUAAAUUGUCUUGCUCCAUAUAAGUCCAGAAAUAAGUUUUAAGUCAUUUGCUUUUUACCAAAACAUGUCUUAGGUCUUAAACGUUUUCACCCUCUGAAGAUUGUCUGUUAAAUUUACCAUUAUUGACAUUUUAUUCAAUGUUUACGUAACAUCUUUAAAUGUUUAUCUAAUUAUUUGUUAGAGAAGCGACCAAAAAUUAAUACUACGUAAUGCUUGCAUUUAUUAGCUAUAACAACUUGUAAAUGUUGUAUAUUAGUGCAUAUUACAUUAUUAAUUGUAUAGUAACAGUAAAUAUUACAAAACAAAGAGGUAGCAAUACUUGUAUUCUACAAUGAUGAACAAGAGGUAAUAUUCCCUUCCUGGUGUUUUUAUAAAUUUGUAUUUAAACAAAUGAAUCUCUUUUGAGUUUUAAAUUCUAUGUUAGAUAACACUUUCCUUGAAAAUAUGACAUUACAGUCUUGUAUAUUUUCAUUGUAAAUAUUAUUUAGCUAGUAAUGUACACUCAAUGAGAAAUAAGGACCAAUCCAUCUUUGCUUAGAAAUAUAAUUUAAAAUUUUAUAAAAACCACCUACCAUGUGGUACAUUUGAUUUUGCAAUGUACUUUUGGUAUUAUCGUUUUUGUGCUUUUGUAGUUACACUAGUAUCCAACUUUAGAGAUUUCUGUAAAUUAACCAGUUACAAAAAGAUAUUAUAAAUAUUGCUUGCUGAAAUGUCAAUCUUUCACUCAGUAUAGAGUUUGUGAGUGCUCUAAUGGAAGGAAAUGUCAACCUAAUAAUUUUGUAUGAAUCUCAACUCACCUACCUAAAUUUACCUCCUAAAUUUUGCUACCUUUAAAUUUGUAUCACAAAGCAAGGUACAAAAAAUGUCGGUAGCAAACUUUCCAGACUCUCUAACCCUAGUGGAAGACAUCAAUAGAAAUCAAUAGAAAAAAUCUAUUGAUAUCACUAGAUGCUUAGUGAUAUCAAUAGAUGUUCAUGGAUAUCAUUACAAGUAAAUACAAACAAAUAGACAUCACUGAAAACUUAGUCAAUACAUAUCACUAGACAUCUAUAAACAUAGAAUAUAUCAAUAUAGAUCAUUAGAGCAAACAAAUCGUUCAUUGAUAUCAAUAGAGAAUAUUUUUUUAAUAUGUUAGAUGUAAAUAUAAAUCAAUAGACAUCAAUACGGGUAAAUAAAAUUCAAAAUACAAUCUCUAAAAUGAAUCACAUAUGAGCAUUAACAAAAUAUCAAUGUAAAGUGUAAAUAAACAGUAAUAAAAAUGUUAUUUUUUGAAAAAAAGGAAAAACUCUAGUUUUAGGUCAUUAUAGACGUUAGCUGAGGUACCUAAUACUCAAUAUAAUUUAAAAAUAUAUCAUUUUAAAAUUGUUGUAAAACAGUUACAACUUGUAUUAAAUCUUAUUUUUUAAACUGCCAAAAACUGAUUGCUAAACAAUUUUAAAAUUGUUGUAAAUCAGUUUACAACUUGUAUUAAAACUAAUUUUUUUAAACUUAAAAAAACUGAUUGUAAAACAAUUUUAAAAUUGUUUCAAUCUUAUAUCAACAUUGUUGUAAUAUGAAGUUUAAAUCAAAAUGUUUUAAAAUUGUUAUAUAACAAUUGUAAUACAGCUUUUGACAACUUUUAACAAUUUCUUUUAAUGGGUUAUUGUUAGGGAUAAAAAUCACUCACAAAUUCAUCAUUGAAUUCCUUAUUUCUAGAAAUCAAUAAAAAUAAAUUGUAUUGACACUAUUCACAUCACCCAAGUAGCAAGAAAACAGUUUGAACUGGUAAUAAAACAGUUUUGAAACAUGUAAAGCAUAAUUACAUGCAUGCUUGAAAUGACACUAAUGCCAUUGAAAAAUCUUUCAAGUUCUAUUAUGAGGCCUAACACAGCUUCUCGCAUUCAAAGUGGCUAUCAUUACUAAAUCAGAUAUGAAGUGUUCGUGGCGUAACGGCUUAGACAGCCGGCUACCAUGCUGGAGUCCCAGGUUCAAAUCUCGGGAACUUUUUGACAAGAAUUUUUUUACUUUUUCAUUGUUAUUUUAUUUUUAGUGCAUAUUAAAUGUGAUUCAAUGUGUUGAAACAAAUUAAAAAUUGUUUUUUAACAAGCUACAAAUUAUUUUCAAUUAAGCUAAUGACUCGAAUUCUAUAUUUACUUGUAUUGAUGUGUAUUGAUGUGUAUUGGCCCAAAUACACAUACGUAUCAAUAUACAAUUUUUGUAUUGAUAUAUAUUGAUCUCUUCCACUAGGGAAGUGGUAUUCUAAAACCUUGUAGGUGGAAUUUUUUUUUUAUACUCUGAAUUUCUAGUCUUACUGAGAAGUCCUAUAGGCUAUACAAGUAUUACUACUUCUAGCACCGCUGUGUAGUGUAGGUAGGCUAGUAGAGCUGGCAUGCGUGUAUUAGCAAUAUGUAUUGUAGUAUAUGUAAUAUACUCGUAUUUGGUCCUGUUCAGUUUAAAUUUGAAGAAAACUUGUUAAAUGUUUUAGUGGAUCGUAUUGAAUGUUGUGAAAAUACAGCAAACUGGUCAAUAGCCAUUAAACUUACAUAUAAUUAAUACAAUUAUAUCCCAGCCAUAGUAAAAGACAUAAUUAGUAAUUUAACAAUUGAAUUAACCUUUGUUUGACUAACUCACAGUAGACAAAUGUCUGAGCUUGCUGGUGUAGAUAUUGUGGCUAUGUAUAUAAUGUCUGUAUCACUUGUUGAAUGUUAGAUCUCAGUCGACUAGGAUCGCUGGGGGCCCGCACAGUCUCUCUAGUCCAGCCACUUUGGCACCUCUAGAUUCUUGCACUCUAUUUUUACACUGCUGAGCCUAUCAAGUCAGAGAACAAAUCUUGCGAGUUUAAAAUAUUUUCACCGUUUCCAAUUUGUUAUUAAACUAGUAAAAUGAAAUAAUUAUUUUGACUGUGAAAACUACAUUCUGGUUUGUCCUUGUUUCGCACCUAUGUAUUUAUUUUAAGAAAUUUUAUCAAACAAACCCACUUGAAAAUAUUAAAAUCCUAUUUUCAGGUAAACAUUUGUAAAACAAAACUUUAUAUUUUGCUAUUAGGGCAAAUGCUGUGGAACGUAUAGUUAUUUGUUUUUUGAGGUAAAACUGUGUGUUGGUAUUUUUAUUCUGCUUCUUUAGACCAACUGCUUUAAGACUUGGAACUGUUAAGCUCCAUGAAACGAUUGUUUUCAUAUAAGUGUUGAUUAAGUUCACAUACUUUUAGAAAUUUUAUUGUUGGAUUUACCACUAAUUGAGUUUCUAAAAUAAAUAGUUUUUAAAAUGUACAACAUUUUAUUGAUUUUUUGAUAAUUUGUUAACUUACUAUUUCCACCCAAACAGAAACUUAGCAGUGCAAAAGUAUUUAGAGUUCGCUUGAAUCUCUCUUUACUUGUAACUAUGUAAAUGUUAACCUUAAGUGGUCAAUUUGUGAGCUGUAAUUUGACAAAUAUAACUUAUGUUUUCUG